UUAAAUUCUAUGCGGUGAAUGUUUCGAUUUGGAAAGCUUGUUUUAUCAGGACAGCUAAGUGAAUAUUAUUCUUGUCAGAACAACUUAAGGUGAAAAGUUAAAUAAACUGACACAGUGUCACAGUUAUGUCAAGGCGAAUGUAUUAAGGAAUUUGCCGAUGUUUUUUGUGAGUCAACAAGCGAAUAAAAAAUAUAUAAACUGAUUAGAGAGUCAUCCGUGGAAAUUUGUUUUAUAAAAACAACCAACUGCUAAAAGAUUUCUCGAUAUUAUUACACAACAAACGGGGAAAGAAACAUGGAGCCAACAGAAAUCUUGCAAAAGUUAAAAAACGAUGAUCGAAAUGAGGAAACAAGAAUUGAAGAUAUGACGGAAGCUUUAACAUGGCUUUUCUCACAACUCAAAUACUUAAAAGAGCAAGACAAGAGGUUAAUGAAAGAGUUCAACCAUAUUCGCGAACGAAUUAACACAAUCAAGGAAACUUCAAACGCCAGAGAAAGAGGUAGAUCACUGUUUGAUAUUUAUCACAUUGAAGAGGAAGCAUUUAUUGAAGCUAGAAGGUGCAAUUUAAAUCCCUUUGAUGAAGAACCAGCUGAUGGCAAGUCUCUACGGCGGAGGGCUUUCAGUAAUGUAGAAUUAAACGCAGCAGGAGAUUCGGCCAUCUUUCAUCGAUCAUUUAAAGAGAGUUUCUAAAUCACACACUUGGUCUCCAGGUUUCUGCAUUUCUUUUAAGUAAAAUCGUAGAAGUGCAGUACGACAUGGCGCAUAUUGAUGGUAUUGAAAACUAUGCUGAUCGGGAAAAAGACGUAAAUAGACAACACCGGUUACAUUAACAUGUGAACAUUGUAUAAAUAAUUUGUUUAAAUAAAUAUUCUUUACAUCAAAAAGCGACAUAAUAUUUUAACAUUUGUACAAAAUAAUAAAAAACAAAUUA
Molecule: messenger RNA, 931 nt
Organism: Hydractinia symbiolongicarpus
Lineage: Eukaryota; Metazoa; Cnidaria; Hydrozoa; Anthoathecata; Hydractiniidae
Exons: 3
Coding region: 295-690 (131 amino acids)
Source: RefSeq, a predicted model, not a curated record